Messenger RNA from Eleginops maclovinus (Patagonian blennie), 3548 nucleotides. Its product is annotated as kiaa0930. NCBI's taxonomy places the organism in Eukaryota, Metazoa, Chordata, Actinopteri, Perciformes, Eleginopidae. The record is from RefSeq and is a predicted model, not a curated record. Bases 342 to 1580 code for a protein of 412 amino acids. The transcript has 12 exons.
UGACGUUAACGUGAAGUCACUGCGCCGGUCAUAUCAUUUAACGGGGGACAGUUUCGCUGUAACACUAGUUCCAAUGGACGUAAAAUGACCGAUAUUAAAGCACCAGACAGGACUUGCUGAGCACCGGAGGACAGCUGACCGAUUGAUAGCGAGUUCCUGAAUGAUAUCUCGCCUCGUGUUGUUACCGGAAGUGUGAGGGGUGUUUCCAUCAGAAGCUCCACAGUCUCUCUCCUCUCCUUCAGCCCAACAUCUAGCUCCUCUCUGCGGCUACACAGCUCUCCUCUGCCCGGGCAACACCUGCGGAGGAACCGGGGGAUCCUCAUGGUCCCAGCCGCCCGGAGAUGGCGUCCUUCCCCGGGUUGAGUUCAGAGGAUCAGGGAGAGGGAGACGGGUCUCUGCUGGAGAUGCUGAAGGCCAUCGCGGAGGAGAGGAUCCGACUGAGCGGCCGGCAGGAGAUCAGCGGCCUGGGUUGUUUUAAGGACGACCGCAUCGUGUUCUGGACGUGGAUGUUCUCCACGUACUUCAUGGAGAAGUUCGCUCCUCUGAAGGACGACAUGCUGUUCUACGUCCGCAGGAAGCUCAGCGCCGACCUCAGCGACGGGAAGAAGGUGGAGGUGGAGGUGUACAGGAGAGACUCGAAGAAGCUUCCGGGCCUCGGAGACCCCGACAUCGACUGGGAGGAGAGUGUGUACCUGAACCUCAUCCUGCAGAAGCUGGAUUACGUGGUGACGUGUGCGGUCUGCACGCGCUCAGACGCAGGAGACAUCCACAUCCACAAGAAGAAAUGUCAGGAGGUGUUUGCGUCUCCCAGUAAACACGCCAUGGACAGCAAAGGAGAAGAGUCCAAGAUGAGCUACCCCAACAUCUUCUUCAUGAUCGACAACUUCGAAGAGGUGUUCAGCGACAUGACGGUGGGCGAGGGGGAGAUGGUGUGUGUGGAGCUGGUGGCGAGCGAUAAGAGCAACACCUUCCAGGGAGUCAUCUUCCAGGGGUCCAUCCGCUACGAGGCGCUGAAGAAGGUCUACGACAACCGGGUGAGCGUGGCGGCGAAGAUGGCUCAGCGCAUGUCCUUCGGUUUCUACAAAUACAACAACAUGGAGUUUGUACGGAUGAAGGGUCCGCAGGGCAAAGGUCACGCAGAGAUGGCUGUCAGCAGGGUCCCGACCGGGGACACGUCACCCUGCGGCACAGAGGAGGACCAGGUGUCCCCGCUGCACGAGAGGGUGACGUCGUUCAGCACCCCCCCCACCCCGGAGAGGACUCGGCCCUCCUUUUUCUCCCCGUCUCUGAGGAGGAAAAUCCCGCGGAGUCGCUGUGCGGAGAUGAAGAAGAGCCACUCAGCCAAUGACAGCGAAGAGUUCUUCAGGGAGGAGGAGGACGAGGAGCUGCACGCCACCUCUAACCUGCGCUCCCGCUCGCUCUCCGGCACCGGGCGCUCAUUGGUCGGAUCGUGGCUAAAACUGAACCGGACCGACGACUACUUCCUGUUGUUCUCUCACCUGACCUACGUCACCCUGCCACUGCACCGCAUCACAGCAGAUAUACUGGAGGUUCGUCAGAAGCCGAUCCUGAUGACAUAGCAGCUCCUCUGAGCCUCAUCUCCACCAAGUGCCUCCUGCAGCAGAGAACUACAACUCCCAGAGAAACUACAACUUCCAAAGGACUACAUCUCCCAGAGGACUGCAACCCCCUUCAACAUGAAUUAUCAUAGAGAACUACAACUCCCAAACCCUGCUUUCCUGAGAGGACUAAAACACCCAGAGGACUACAACACCCAGAGGACUACAACACCCAGAGGACUACGAGGACUACAACACCCAGAGGACUACAACACCCAGAGGACUACAACACCCAGAGGACUACAACCAACUUCCAGGAACCUACAACUCCCAAAACUCUGCUUCACCCAGAGGACUACAACUCACAAAAGAACUACAAUAACCAAACCCCCCUGCUUCACCAGGAGAACUACCAGCCAUUCAGGAAGUGCCUCUUCUUCUUCUUCUUCUACUUAUUUAUCUCCUGCUGCGUCACAUGACCUCAGGAAGUGGAGGGAUUGGCUGAACUCUGGACAGGAAAUGGAGAUCGUGUGUUUCUGUAAAUAAUAACCGCUGCUUUCUCACGCAGACGCCUCCACUCCAGAUCCUGUUCGUUUUGGUAUAGAGCUGCAGACGGAUUCAUAUUUAUAUGUAUUAUUAUUAACACACUUUACGCCCAAUAAACACUUAUUCUUAGACUAACUGGCAGAAAUCUGUCUUUAAAAAUAAGAAAGAACUUAAUAUUUCAACUUAAUUUUCGUUAUUUAGUUUGAAAAAAAGUGCUGGAAUACCAACGAAGAAGCACAACCAGCAGAUACGAUGUAGAACGUGUUGUAAUACAUUUCAAAAACCAGAAUUUUGCUCAAAAAGGAAAUGAAUUCACAAUAUAAGAAUAAAAGCAUUUCAAAGGGUGCUUCUAGAAGCCUGCAGGAUGCGCUGGUCUUAAUGGAAGAUCUCUGCCGUCCGACCAGACGUUUCACACCAUCUUCAUCUCUCUGGAGGAAUUCCACCGGGGGGGAAAUCUCUAAAUAUUUAGAUUUUUUUUAAUAUGAACUCAUUUUCUUUGAGACUAAUGGAUAAUUAUCUAAAAAUAAAUGUAAUAAAUAAAAUGCGAGUCUUGGUUUCUCUCCGCUGACUAAUAUCUCAACAUUUCUGAGUUUUAAUUCUUAGCUGUUUUCCUAAAUAUUACCUCUCUAUUAUUUUUAAACCAACCAAACAUUUCUGUCCUAAAAAACAAGAUGUUCUUAUUUAUUUAGCAAAUGUUUCACUACGACGUGAAAGUAGAGAAACCCAGCGUUGGAUUUUCAUUUAGUUUGAAACUCAGAUUAAAGGAACAGGAGGAGACUUCAAAAGAAUAGUGAAAUUAUUUUACAAAAGGAAUCAAAUCUGAGGAAGCUUCCGGUGUCGAUAGAGCUCCUCCCUCUCUGACGCCUUAAAUCUGACCGUGAGAAACAAGGUUCAUCUUCCAGAAGUCUGUGAUUCAUGAAGUAUGCUCAUAUCUGCAGACUCCAAAGUCACUGAUUGGAGGUUAAACUACUUAAAUCUCACUGAUGUUGUUUUUUUUCAGCUGUUUUUAUUUGUUUGAGUACCUCAAUGUAAUUAAUGCAAAGAGUAAAUUAGCCAAUGAAGUCUCAGAGAAUUUCUCGGGUUUUCUUGUAUUGACACAUUUUCAAGGCUUAAAUCAACUCAGUUUUUGGGUGAAAUACGAUCAUUUUGUCUUUAUUUCAAAUACCUUAAAUUUACGUACAUAUUUAAAGACUGUAAGGCACCAAAUAUAUUAAAAUUAAGAAAUAAAUUGUGAUGAUAACAUCUGAUCUUGGCAUCUAUUUUCAAUAAUUCAGCUCUUAUUUUAAUUAUACUUUCGCUGCACUGCGAGUGAAGCCGUCCGGAUCAAAGUGUUGGUUUCGUUAGUGAAAUGUUCCACAGGGCACUUUUAAUAAUAUCUCAGUGUUAUUAAUGUAGUUUCUGAAUGUAUAUCACGCUGGCUUUAAAUAAAGACAUUUGAUAUGA